ACUUCCAAAGAUCCGAUCGGCCUGAUACGUACGACCCAGUCUUUUUACUCAACGAUGAGGCGGACGGCGGCGUUGCUGCUGCGUCACGGCGGCGGCGGCGGCGGAAUAUCGCAGGCGCUCGCCGACAUGCUCGUCUGCCCCCUGACCAAGAAGCCUCUCAGGUACUGCGAGGCCAGCGGCUCUCUGGUCAGCGACGCCGUCGGCAUAUCUUUCCCGAUAGUAGAUGGAAUUCCUUCUCUCCUUCCGAAAGAUGGGAAGUUGCUCGAGGACCACCAGGAGAAAUCAGGACAUGAAUCCAGUCCUAGGGAUUCUUCUCAUUAAAUUUGAGUAUGGUAGCAGCCGACAAAACCAUCCCAUGUUACAAAGAAAUAACCAAGAAUGAAAAGAGUUUGUGCUAUGAUCCAACUGUUUCUUGCUGUAGUAAAUCAUUGUCAGGUUGAUGUGUACCUGGGUACUAACUAUUCCGUGCAAAUGGAAUAAACUUGUUACACGAUUGCUGUUGGCCAAAAAUUGGUUUUGCCUCAUCUUGUUUUCAUGGUGUAUCUGUACAUUGAGCCUUGCAGACAAAAUCAUUAGGACCCUGGAA
Molecule: messenger RNA, 586 nt
Organism: Brachypodium distachyon (stiff brome)
Lineage: Eukaryota; Viridiplantae; Streptophyta; Magnoliopsida; Poales; Poaceae
Product: UPF0434 protein RPE_0408
Exons: 3
Coding region: 55-321 (88 amino acids)
Source: RefSeq, a predicted model, not a curated record